AUGAAGCUCCUCUACCCUACCUCCGUGAAACUCGACGUGCAGAGUCUACAAGGAUUCUCCGUCUCUCUCCACCCCUAUGAUGUCAAAUCCUCCAUUCCCGAGGAACACGUCGACGCCGAAAUCCUAGUGACCUGGGCCAACAGUUCCGACAACCUCAAGGAUGCCGCCCAGCGCCUGAAGAACCUCAAAUGGAUCCAGUCCCUCGCCGCUGGUCCCAACGAUGUCCUCUCCGCUGGAUUCGAUGCUUCCGCAAUCGUCGUCACUACCGGCGUUGGUCUACAUGAUUAUCCCGUCGCGGAGCACACGCUCGGUCUGUUGCUGAACGGUGCGCGACACUUUUACGAAAUGCGCGACUAUCAGUUGCAGUCUAAGUGGCCUGGUCAUUUGGGCGGUUCUUUCCCGCGCUCGGAUUUCACCACCUUGCGCGGUUCUCGCGUGCUUAUUUGGGGAUAUGGAAGUAUUGCGAAGACGCUUACUCCGUAUCUGACUGCACUCGGUGCAAAUGUGCGCGGUAUCGCGCGGAGUCAGGGUGUGCGAAAUGGCGUUGAAGUCUACGCUGAGGAUAAAUUGCCUGAGCUUCUCCCCGAGACAGACGCUCUUGUUAUGAUCUUGCCCGGCUCGGAUUCUACAAUCAACGCUUUGAACGCCGAGAGAUUGAAGUUGCUUCCUAAGCAUGCUUGGGUUGUUAAUGUUGGUCGUGGUGUUUCCGUCGAUGAAGAUGCUCUUGCGGAUGCACUGGAGAAGGGUGAGAUUGCUGGAGCCGCGUUGGAUGUGUUCAAGGAGGAGCCUCUUCCUGAGUCUAGUCGGCUUUGGAAGACGCCCAACCUUAUUAUCUCCCCUCAUGCUGCUGGUGGGAGGCCCCAGGGUUGUGAGGGCCUGAUUGCGGAUAAUCUACGACGGUUCUUGGCUGGACAGCAGCUGAAGAAUGUCAUCUAG
Penicillium subrubescens is the source of this 936-nucleotide messenger RNA. Its product is annotated as phosphoglycerate dehydrogenase. The record is from RefSeq and is a predicted model, not a curated record. Bases 1 to 936 code for a protein of 311 amino acids. The transcript has a single exon. Gene Ontology annotation, molecular function: NAD binding. Lineage: Eukaryota; Fungi; Ascomycota; Eurotiomycetes; Eurotiales; Aspergillaceae.